AGCGGAGGUAUCACAUGGCCAGGGUCGGGGACGGGCAAAUCUGACUCACUUUCUCUCCCUCCGCAUCUCGGGAGCUCGAGAGCCUCACGCCAACUCAACCGUCAGUGACGUCUGCGUCACGUGUGCGUCUCUUCCCUCGGUACGUCCGUCGUAUUUUCCUCCCCUCCGCUGUCUGCCUCUCAACGCCGAGACAGAGCAGAGCCGAGCCGAGCCGAGCCGAGCCAGGCGAAAUAAACCAGAACCUCGACGGAGCGGUCGCCCGUCCGAACCGGCCCAACGCCCGGCGUCACGUUCGUCUGCAGCCGAUGGACGGAGGGGUCUUACACCUAUAAGUUGGCAUCAGUUGAAGUCCGUUAGUGGCGCCCGUUUCAAUGUAAACUUUUUAUUUUUCACCCUCGGCGGCGCGCAUCGACUUCCGACAAAGCGAGGAUUUUACUAAAACCUGCACAAAUCAGUCGGGGACCUAUGGACAAGGCCCUCCAUUCUCCUCCUCUCAUGUCGGGUCAACAGUGAAGGAGGAAUCCAUCUUCUCUCUCCCACCCCUCAGCCACUGGACCACCCCCCCCCUCUCCCCCCCACCCUGUGAUCACACCAUGGCCAGCAAAAGGAAGUCCACUACGCCCUGUAUGAUCCCGAGUAAGGUCAUCCGCUCGGUAGAGGAAGCUGAGCGGGACUCUCCGGUUCCCCUGCGUCACCCCAGGGUCUCUGGAGGCGACCGGCGAAGCCCCCUGGCGCCCAGCAACUCCAUCAAACCAGAGGCGGGGGACAUAGACAAGGACAGCGGUGGCACUUACACCUGUAAGCCGUGCAAUUUCGAAACCCUCGACCUCAACUUGUUCCUGGAUCACGUCUACACGGGGCACCCGGACUUCCGGGCCGACCCCGGCUUCGUCUGCAUGAGCUGCGGAGUUUCGUCGCCGAAGUUCGAGGGGCUGGCUCUGCACAACGCCAGGGUCCACCCCAGCACUUUGAAUACCACCCUGCAGCUGAGGAAAAGGGACCGCCGGGUGGUGGUGGAGCAGAAUCUGGUGAUCGGGGCGGAGGUGUGCAGGGACAGUGAGAUCUCCAUCACCAAAACCCCAAUCAUGAGGAUGCUGAAGGGCAAAUGCGAAGCCAAACGGAUUGUGGUGUCGCACCCCGUCAACGACGAGGCGCCCUCAGACACGCACUCGCUCUCUAUAUCCAGAGAGUCGGAGAGGAAAGAAUCCGCCGCCGUUACGGUCGCCCACGUCCCCACGAUCGUCCACAACGGGACAAGCAAGACCACCCUGGCCUCCGCCAUCCAGAUAGUCAACGGCUCCGCGGGAUUACCGCUGCUGAAGACGCCCAUCACACAGGUUGUUUCUGUAGCUCAGAACCGAAGUCUUCACCACGCUGCACCAAUCACAGCGUCCACCUCCAUCUCCUCUGCUUCUUCGUCCUCAUCCUCACAAAAUCUCCCCAAGGUAAUGAUCCCUCUGAGCAGCAUCCCCACCUACAGCGCCGCCAUGGACUCCUCUUCCUUCCUGAAGACCUCCUUCAGCAAGUUCCCGUACCCCACGAAGGCCGAGCUCUGCUACCUGACCGUGGUCACCAAGUUCCCCGAGGAGCAGAUCAAGAUUUGGUUCACGGCUCAAAGACUGAAGCAAGGCAUCAGCUGGUCCCCCGAGGAGAUAGAGGAGGCCAGGAGGAAGAUGUUCAACACCAUCAUCCAGACGGCACCGGUCGGCUCGCAGGGCCAAAGCCAGAGUCACCACGGCCCGGCUCCACACACCAUCACGGUGCUGCCCGCCUCCCUGGGGCCCACGGGGAUCCCUCAGUUUCUGCAGGGGUCUCUCGUCAGCCAGGGGGGAGUAAUCGUCACGCAGCCCGUGGUGGCAAACGGCAUCCAGGUCAGCAGCGCUCCCGUGGCCCUGGCCGUCACGCCCAAGCCCCAGGCGGCGGCCCGGCCCAUGAUGCAGGCGCGACCCGCCGCGGCGCCGGCGGCGGACAAAGGCACCGGCGUGGUGGUGGGCACGGCGGGCAGCGGCAGCGGCGGCGGCGCAGGGAGCAACAUCGUUCCCAGCAGCAAGGCCGUGACCAGCAGUGCUGAGGGCGGUGCCAUCAACCUCAGUCUAGGAAACGGUAGUCAUAGCAACACUAAGGUGAGCGGCGUCAACGGCAAACACAGUGGCGCCGAAGCCCCCUCCAGCGACAGGAGCAGCAGUGACGCCAAAAACGCAGACGUUAAACCCAACAGUGCGGUGCAGACUGACAGUAAGACCCCCACAGACAGCAAAACCGUCAUCAGCAGCAGCGACACCCCGCAGAGCAAAGACCCCACCGGAGGCAGCAGCCAGAACAACUCGGCCAGUCCGGCCACAGAGGAGCCAGAUCCUUCCGCCUGCGACUCUCCAGGCAUCAAAACGGAGGAGCCUUCAUCUGGCGCCCCCAAGUCUUCCUCUCCCUCUCCCGCGGUCGCUCCCGGCAGCGGCGCCGGCUCCCGGACGCCCUCCAGCGCCUUCCUGGACCCCAGCUUUUACAAAGGCAAGAAGUCCCAGGAGCAGCUCAGCGUGCUUAAAGACAGCUUCCUGGUGAAGCAGUGGCCCGACCCGGAGGAGGUGGAGCGCCUCAUCGGCCUCACGGGCCUCACGGUGCGCGAGGUCCGCAAGUGGUUCAGCGACCGGCGCUACCACUUCCGCAACUGCAAGAGCUCCCGCUCCGGCACGGGCGGGCAGAGUAAGUCCAGCGCCGCGUCGGGGAGCAGCGCCUCCCCCGUGGACCUGUCGGAGGGUAGCAGCAGCAACUCCGGUGCCAAAACCCCGCAGCACAGCUCCCGCGGCGCCGCCCAGAGCCCACCCCCCACACACACGCCCACAUCGCCCACAAAUCCUUCCAGGAGGCUCUUCAGGUUGCCCUCACCUGAUUUCACCGCCGUCCGCUACAAGGAGAGAGACCCCCACCAGGUUAUAACCCUGGAGGCCAGCUUUGCGCAGAACGCCGACCCGUCAGGAGAGGAAGUGGACCGGCUGCGCUCCGAGACCAAGAUGACUCGGCGGGAGAUCCACGGCUGGUUCGCCGAGAAGAGGAAGAGGGUGGCUGCUGAGAAGAAGAAGGAGGAGGCGGAGCAGGCGCCCAAAGAGGACGAGGAGAUGGAGGUGGACGGGGAGGAGAGGCAGAAGGACGAUGGUUCUGGGGAACCAAAGGUCAACCCCAUCAAAAUAAACCUGAAGAUGCUGAAGGUGACCGAGGCCAGCGGCAAAACGGAGGGGGAGGCGCUGAUCAACGCGGCCCUACAGUCCCAGCCCGCCGGCACGCCCGCCUCCUCGCCGAGCCCCACCUCCUCCACCAAACCGCCCCAAGCCGCCACCCCGGCGCCGAAAACGUCCCACUCCCCCAAACCCACGACGGCCCGGGGCAAGAAGACGGCGGAGCAGCUCCACCUGCUGAAACAGGUCUACGCUCGGACCCAGUGGCCCAGCGCCACCCAGUACGACGAGCUGAUUUCAGGGACCGGGCUGCCCAGGCCCGAAGUAGUGCGCUGGUUCGGCGACUCCCGUUACGUGCAGAAGAACGGACAGCUGAAGUGGCUGGAGGAGUACCAGAACAUGGCGCUGGAGGAGGAGCUGCAGACGGAGAACGCCAAGAUCCUCCAGGACCAUCUGAGAGCCAACGGCAGCCUGGAGGACCCGCAGUUAAAGGAGCUGGCUGAGAAGACUGGUCUGACCAGCGACUUGGUGCGGCACUGGUUCUCCACCAGGGCGGCGACGCCCGACGUCAAGCAAGGCGCCGCCCACCGGACGGGACCGGUCGCCGCAGCAGAGCCGGCGGCGCCGUCAUCAGCAGGAAGCUCCCCACUGGAGCCGCAGCCAGGAGGCGGCACCGAGGAGAAAAUGGAGCAGUCGGUGUGCGGCGUGGCAACGGAGGCGCAGGAGGCCAACGGCGACGGCUCCGCUGCUGAAGGAACUGAGGGAGUCUUUGUGUGAGGAUGAAGGAACGUGGUCUUUGUUCCUGGUCUGAGGACAACUCGGCAGAUGGGUUUUGUAACUGGAUCACCGGUUUGAACCCGAUCUGAUCCACCCUUCCUCUCCCCUCCCCCCCCUCCCUCCUACAAGAGAUGAACACUAAAGCCAACCCUCCCGUUCCUCCUUGAGCCAUUUCACGGAGCUCUCCGCUCCUCGUACACUCCUGGGUGACUGAUCCCGGAUCAGCCCGUUUACUUCCUGUUCGGUGGACAGGACAGAGGCCCGAUCAGGCGUGGGAAUCGGACAAGUUGGGAGGUCGCUCGCCUCAGAGCAGCUUUUUAUCUGCAGACCUGCUCCUAGUUUUCAUCACGUCUUCUGCUCACUCAGACGUCCAAACCUGGCUGCUGUCAGCGCGUCUGUCCUGAACGCGUUUUCUUAGCUUGGACCGGACGGGACUUUGUUCAGGCAGGAGACAUUUGGACUCUGGGACGUCCGAGGGAAUAAAGAGCCGACAUGUUAACGCGGAGGAUGGAUCUUCUGGUAGCAUCAACUGCUUCUCUACGUCUCGUUUGUUUUCUAGAAACUUCUUUAGGAAUAAAUGUAACUAAAAGAUCUGAACUUGUACCAGAGUUCCUCAUUUAUUAUGCUUGAUGUACAAUUUUUACAGAUGCAUUUUGGAGAAUAAACAGAAGGACAAUGA
Fundulus heteroclitus (mummichog) is the source of this 4623-nucleotide messenger RNA. It is a transcript of the gene zhx3b, whose product is annotated as zinc fingers and homeoboxes 3. Gene Ontology annotation, biological process: regulation of transcription by RNA polymerase II. Gene Ontology annotation, cellular component: nucleus. The transcript has 7 exons. Gene Ontology annotation, molecular function: DNA binding; DNA-binding transcription factor activity, RNA polymerase II-specific. Lineage: Eukaryota; Metazoa; Chordata; Actinopteri; Cyprinodontiformes; Fundulidae. The coding region runs from base 594 to 3944 and encodes 1116 amino acids. The record is from RefSeq and is a predicted model, not a curated record.